Molecule: messenger RNA, 2565 nt
Organism: Sesamum indicum (sesame)
Lineage: Eukaryota; Viridiplantae; Streptophyta; Magnoliopsida; Lamiales; Pedaliaceae
Product: tRNA (met) cytidine acetyltransferase, putative (DUF616)
Source: RefSeq, a predicted model, not a curated record
AAACCCAAUCUCAUAAAUAUCUCUGUUUUUGGGCCCUAAAUUUACGUGGGGCAUUUAUGUAUGUGGGUCCAGAUUUGCGUUUCCCAGUAACGAUUGGGGUCUUGGAUUUCUGGGUUGAAUCGAAUUUUUCAACUAACUGAAGGAGUUUGUUUUAUGUCGGAUUUAUUCUUUUGAUCGAAUUUAUUGUGGGUGUGAAUGGGCAUUGAGGAAGUAGAUGGGAGGUGCUGUUGUUGAGUUUUGGAUGCGGGUUUCUGUUUGUUUUUGGAAACUUUUAGGGAAUUGCUCGUGUGUUUAUCGAUUGAUGGUUUUCGAGUGAGUUAGGUAGCGCGCUUGGCUUUGUAUAUUGUGUUGCCUGUGAUAGAUUUGGUGUAUUGGGGGAGCUUUUCUGAAUAUUUGGGUAUUGAUUCUGUGGUGGGAUUCCGAAGUUGCGUGCUGAAUUUGAAGAAUGAAUAGUUGUUUCCUUUUUUGGCAAUUAAUUUGGUGAAUCAAUAUUCAUCUUAGUUGCUAAUUGUUGCAUAAUUGUGUGCAGAAUUCUUUUAUGGAUGAAGGAGCAAUUUGAGAGGAAGAAGAGAUGAAAGUUACUUUUGAGGGUUUGGAGGUACAAUGACUGGAGGGUCAUUGGGGUUAAGAUUAUCGGGAAGUUUCGGGUCCUUGCAGCAACAGGCACAGAAUGGAGGAUUGCAAUCUCAGAAUGUGUAUAUAACUCGGAGGUCUUCGAAGACGUCUCUCAAUGGUUCUAGGGAGAAGGAAAGAUUCUUCUCUUCUACUUUAAGAUACUUGUGCAGAAGGAAAGUUGGGAUGCUGAUUUUGGCUUCAUUUGCGGUAUUGGGUUUCAUGACAGGGUUCUUUACAGUCAACAAAGAGGAUGAUUUCGAAGGCUAUGGUUUGCCAUUUGAUACCAGAUACAUAACCAAGUCUUAUGUUACACCUUGGCUAUUGCCUGGAAAAGAAGUAAUACAUAGUAAUUCUAAAAUCAACAAAGUGUUAGUAUGUGAUUAUCGUACCGGGUGGGCCACUCUCUUCAAUGCUUCAGCUGUGGGUAACUCUUCUACUUCGGCUACUGUUCUAACCAAUCCAUGCAAAGGGUUUGCAUUUCCUCCCCCUCCUCCUGGUGAUAAGAGGCGAAUUGGUCCAAGACCUUGUCCGGUAUGCUACAUUCCCGUGGAGCAGGCAAUAGCUCGUAUGCCUGGGUUCCCAUCACCAUCUCCUAUCGUUCAUCAUUUAAAUUAUUUCUCUGAGGAAAAUCCAUCGAAAACUGAAGCAAAUGGAGGGUCUGAUUUUGGUGGUUAUCCUUCUCUGAAACAGAGGAAUGAUUCUUUCAAUAUUAAAGAGUCAAUGACUGUUCAUUGUGGAUUUGUCAAAGGCUGCAGAGCUGGUUAUCAAACUGGAUUUGAGAUUCAUAUGGCUGACCUUGAGGUGUUGGAGCAGUUCCAUGAGGUCAUUGUUGCCUCUGCUAUAUUCGGAAAUUAUGAUGUGAUUCAGCAGCCAAAGAAUAUUGGUGAAACUGCAAGAAGCAAAGUUCCCUUCUUUAUGUUCAUUGAUGAAGAGACUGAAAGAUAUAUGAAGAAUUCUAGUCUCUUGGGCAGCGACAAACAGGUUGGGUUAUGGAGGAUUAUAGUUGUACGCAAUGUUCCUUACACUGACCCAAGAAGAAAUGGAAAGGUGCCAAAGCUAUUGUUGCAUAGGCUCUUUCCAAAUACCCGAUUCUCUAUCUGGAUUGAUGGAAAGCUGCAGCUCGUUGUGGACCCCUACCAGAUUCUUGAAAGGUUCUUGUGGCGCCAUAAUGCGACUUUUGCUAUAUCAAGGCAUUAUAGACGCUUUGACGUAUUUGAAGAAGCUGAGGCAAACAAAGCUGGAGCGAAAUAUGAUAAUGCUUCUAUUGAUUACCAAAUUGAAUUUUAUAAAAAGGAGGGUUUAACACCAUACACAACUGCUAAGCUUCCCAUAACUAGUGAUGUACCUGAAGGGUGUGUAAUUAUUAGAGAGCACAUUCCCAUCACAAAUCUUUUCAGCUGUCUGUGGUUCAAUGAAGUUGAUCGAUUUACUUCUAGGGAUCAGCUGAGUUUUUCAACGGUGAGGGAUAAAGUUGUAGCCCAAGUUAACUGGAGCAUCAAUAUGUUUCUAGAUUGCGAAAGACGCAAUUUUGUAAUACAGGCAUAUCAUAGAGAUUUAUUGGAACAAAGAGCUCAAAUGGCAAGAACUCGUCCUCCACCAGCUUUAGUUCGUGCUAGAGCUCUUCCUAAGAAAGGCCCUGUUCGACGUGGAAGAGACAAGAAAUCUGGCCCAAGGAAGCGUCGAAGAGUUACUCCCAAGAACAGGGAAAAUUACUUUAUUUGAUUUUUCAUUUAUUUUUCCCAAAAGAGGAGGUACUGUAUAGUGUUUUUUUAGUCUGUUACUUGGCAGUUAUACGACAAUUCUUUGGAUUUUUUGAGGUUUCUCAUGGACACUUUUUUGCACAGCGAAUAGAGAAAAUUUGCUCGAGCAUUUAUCCAAAUUGUCAACAUAUCAAUUCAUGAUGUUGUAACUACUUUGCUGCCAAUAAUUUAGAUUUAGAUUCUGGAUUUA